AUGAGCACCAAAACGGAGGUAAAGCCAGUCAGCAGUAGCAGCGAGAACGUUACUGAGAACGCCAGCGGAACCGUCAACGACACAAUUAGCGAAAGCGCUAGCGUUUCUGCCAACACUGCCGCUAGUGCUCCCAAAGGGAAGUCAAAAGAAGUGAUUUUCACCCCUGCGCCACCACCAAUUUCAUCGCCUUGGAGGCCUGUGGCAAACGUCACUGCAUCGGCGAAAAACGGUGCAUCUGACAAAUGGCCCUCGACCUUACAAGCUAUCGAAAAGCUAGAAAAACGUGAGAGAGACAGUAGUGCAUUUUUGCCAAAUUUCGGUGCUUCCAGAGCCACCAGUGGCCGGGAAAAAUGGGUGCCGAUGAAAGCGUCCAUUGUCGUGUCAGGAUCUCGCAAGAACGGUGGUGAAUCUGAGCCUCAAAAUGGCAAGAGGGCUUCGAUGAAAAAGAACCGUAAAAACACUGGCAAUGCACGUCCGCGUCGUCCAACUCCAUCACAACCCGCGCAACAGCCAGAGCUACCAGAAAACGCCGCCCAUGACCAAAAACCGUCCGCGACAGGUACUGAAGCAGCUGAAGUAAACGGAACGAAGACUGAAGAAGCUUCAAAAGGCCACGCCUCUUCUGGUACGUUCAAAAGACCUGCUCAACACGGGAACAGGAAAAGAUUUAACACGCAAAAUGGUACAUUCAAACCAUACCAACAGUACGUCAUGUACCCACCCAAGCAAACCUUCGAUGCUAUGCAAUCGCCUCAGCGCUCUUUCAACGGCUAUCGCAGCAAGCCGUUUCCCCGCCAUGGGGACGCCUCUUUGGGUUACGGCUCAGGAUCUUCCACGCCCCCACAUCCCUUCAUCGCUGUGAACAACAUCGCGCGUCAGCUAGAGUAUUACUUUAGCGCGGAGAAUCUAAACGAGGACUCGUACUUGCGCUCUCAUUUCACGGCAGAAGGAUAUGCUCCUCUCUCACUUAUUGCCAAGUUUUACCGUGUUGUCAACCUGUCGAUGGGCGGCGACCACGGCCUUAUCCUCGGCGCUCUUCGCGAAAUUGUGGCUAACGAAAAUGCAACCAUUGAUGUUGUAGAGGUCGAGAGCGAUGCUCCAACAACCACGGAAACCAAAAACGAUGAGCAACCUGAGACCGAGGCCGCUGCUCAAGUUGAGUUUCCAUUGGAAAAAUACUACGUUCGCUCCAAACAAUGGCAGAGAUGGACUUCACCAGAAUCGGAUGCAGACGAGAAACCCAAACGCCAAUUGAGCUACAGCAAGAUCCUUUCGGGCGGCGAACUUGAUCAAUACAGAAUUGAGCCGUUGGUUUUCGAGGCGCCCCCAUUUAAUCCAUACAUGCAAGCCGGCGUACCAAUACCAAACCAAGAGCACGAAUCUGAAAACGAGACGUCAGCCAAUGCCGAAGGCACGGAAGAAUCGCUUGGUGAAGACGUAAAUUGA
This is a messenger RNA of Lachancea mirantina, 1446 nucleotides long. The record is from the annotation of a GenBank genome assembly. Lineage: Eukaryota; Fungi; Ascomycota; Saccharomycetes; Saccharomycetales; Saccharomycetaceae.